Molecule: messenger RNA, 2187 nt
Organism: Heteronotia binoei (common prickly gecko)
Lineage: Eukaryota; Metazoa; Chordata; Lepidosauria; Squamata; Gekkonidae
Gene: GCC1
Product: GRIP and coiled-coil domain containing 1
Exons: 2
Coding region: 1-2187 (728 amino acids)
Cellular component (GO): Golgi apparatus
Source: RefSeq, a predicted model, not a curated record
AUGGAGAAGCUGGGCAUGGCCUUCGGGGGGGGCGGCCCCAGCCGGCGGGAGCUGCAGGAGACGGUGGAGGCGCAGCAGCAGCAGCUGGCCCAGUACCAGGCCCGCCUGAAGGACGUGGUGCGCGCCUACAAGAGCCUGCUGAAGGAGAAGGAGGCGCUCGAGGCCAGCCUCAGGGUCCUGGGCGCGGGCAGAGCAGAAGAGCCGGGCCCCCGGGAGGGGGAGGAGGAGGAGGCCGCCAGCGCCAGCGCCCCCUCCCCGCCCAGGCUGGACGAGGCCAGCGGCUCGGAAAGCGGCAGCACCGGGGAGCCCAGCGAGGCAGACCGCAGGCUGCUGCAGCUGAAGACCCAGCUGGCCACCGUCACCAGCGCCCUGGCCACCGUCACCCAGGAGAAGUCGCGCAUGGAGGCCUCCUACCAGGCAGACAAGAAGAAGAUGAAGCAGGAGCUGGAGGAGGCGGGCAGGAGGGCGGCCGAGGAGCUGAAGGCCGCGCAGGAGCAGCUGGCCGAGACCAGGGCCCGCCUCAUCACGCAGCAGCAUGACCGGGCCCAGGAGCAGAGCGACCACGCGGUCAUGCUGCAUGAGCUCCAGAGGCUGCUGCAGAGCGAGAGGGCCCAGCGGCAGGAGGCCGAGCUGAGCCUGGAGGAGACCAGAGAGGCGCUGGCCGGCAAAGCGGGGGUGGCCGGCCAGAUGGAAGGCUAUGAGCGCCAAGCCAAGCAGCUGGCCCAAGAAGUGGACGGCCUCAGGAGGGCCCUGCAGGCCGCCCAAGAGGAGAGCAGCAGGCCCGACCCGCAGCUGCAGGAGCUGCAGGCAGAAGUGGUUGCCCUCAAGAACAGUUUCCAAGCUCAGCUGCUGCAGGAGAUGAGAAAGACGGCUCAGGCAGAGGAGCGGGUCCAGAUGGAGGAGCGGCGGGUCACCAACCUGGAGGUCCAGAUGUCGGAGGUGUCCGAGCUCCUGGGCGCCUAUGAGAAGGCCAAGCAGAAGGACCAGGUGGCCAUCCACAAGCUGAAGGAGCGUGUUGCCCAGUUGGACCUCGAGAACAAGACGCUGGCCAUGGCUGCCUCUGGCCGCUCCCCCCUGGACUUCUCCCUCGAGGAGAGCAGCUUGGACGUCAACAUCCUCAAGGAGAAGAUGGAGAAGCUGCAGCAGCUGCUGCAGGCGGCUGCCAAGCACGGCCAGUGCCCUCCGGCCCUGGAGACCUUCUGCCUGCCGGAGCUGCCUGCAGGUGGCGGCACGGAGAACGGAGACGGGGAGAAGGCCUCUGCCGCCUACUACCAGCAGGAGCUGAAGCAGCUGAAGGAGGAGUUUGAGAGGUACAAGCUGCGUGCGCAGGUGGUCCUGAAGAACAAGGCGGCCAAAGACGGGAGCCUGGCCAAGGAGCUGGAGGAGGCCCAGGAGCAGCUGGCGGAGCUGAAGGAGAAGUACGUCUCCCUGCGGCUCUCCUGCGAGGCGGGGGAGAAGCAGCACCGAGCGGAGCUGGAGGCCAAGAAGCAGGAUCUCUCCCGCCUGCAGCAGCUCCACCGGCAGGAGCUGGAGAGGGCCCAGGCGGCCUGCCAGGAGCGGCUGCUCCUGCUGGAGGAGGAAAUGCACAAGCAGCGGGACCGGGCCCUGGCCAUGCUGGCCGAGAAGGACCAGGAGCUGGAGCAGCUGCGGACCGUGGUCUUGCCCUCCGGCCUCCAGGGAGCCAGGAAGGCCCUUGCCGGGCCAGGCCCUCAGGCCAGCAGCAGCAGCAGCCAGGAGCCGCAGCCGGAGGGGACAGAGUCUCUGGAGAGCCUCACCCAGGCGCUGCGCCUGACUGCUCCCGGCGAGCCCGGCUUCCUCCUGUACACGGAGCAGCUGGCCCGCCAGGAGGUGGCGGUGGCCGCUCUGAAGAAAGAGAAGCGCCGGCUGGAGGCUGAGGCCCACCGCCUGCAGGCCAGGCUGCUGCAGGAGGGGGAGGAGCACCGGGAGGAGGUGGCUGCCCUCCAGGGCCGCCUGCAGAAGAGCCUCCGGGACCAGAGCAGGGAAGGCGCCAACCUGGAGUACCUCAAGAACAUCUUCUAUCGCUUCCUCACCUGGACGGACCUGCUGGGUCGGCAGCAGACACUGACGGCCAUCCUGACCAUCCUCCGCUUCAGCCCCGAGGAGAGGCAGGCGGUGCUGAGGCACGUGGCUGGCAGCCGCAGCUGGUGGCUCUCGGGGAAGAGGUGA